Asparagus officinalis (garden asparagus) is the source of this 2823-nucleotide messenger RNA. Its product is annotated as protein CHUP1, chloroplastic-like. Gene Ontology annotation, biological process: chloroplast organization. NCBI's taxonomy places the organism in Eukaryota, Viridiplantae, Streptophyta, Magnoliopsida, Asparagales, Asparagaceae. Gene Ontology annotation, cellular component: chloroplast outer membrane. The record is from RefSeq and is a predicted model, not a curated record. Bases 349 to 2634 code for a protein of 761 amino acids. The transcript is spliced from 10 exons.
UUUCACGAGCGCACUAAAUAGAGCCUCGAUCCUGGAGCUCUGCCGUCUCAAAAUCCGCUCUAGAAAUCAAAGAGAUUUGGAAAAUUUGGCAAAAGCCCAUGUUUUUUGUAAAUUUUAUUCUUGGGCUUGGCAAUGGGGUUUUGAACUUUUAAGAAGAGGAACAAGUUCUGUUUUUUUGGCUUGACGGGUCGCUUCUUUGCUAAUAAAUAAACAAAAGAAAAUUUGUGGGUUCUAUAAGGAGUAAAGAGGAAGCUCAGCUUGGUGGUCUUUGUGACAUAUCAAUCUCAAAUACUUUGGUCUUCAUUUUUCUCCAUAAGAGGGUAGUGGUCUGCUGAUACUGGAUAAAUAAUGAGAGAAGAUAUCAUCGUUGAUAACCAUUCAAAAAAUCCAAGGGGUAACGGAAAAACUAGCGGUAAUCCUCCGAAGCCUAAGUCGAGUUCCUUGUGGGGGUCCCAGAUCGUCAAGGGCUUUGUCACAGAAAAGAAAUCAAAGUCUCAAGCAUCAAUUCCAAACAAGAAGCUGCCUCUGGCUGGUUUGGAGGUCUCUAUCAAGAAAGAUCAGAAUGCAGCUCAAUCUCGUGUUAAGAGAUCUCUCAUUGGAGAAUUUCCAUGUAGUGCCAACUCAACACAAGUUUAUCCCCAUGCAUUCGACAGUCAUCGGAUAAUGUCUCCAUCUUCUCACAAUCUGUUCAUUGAGCUGGAUCACCUCAGAAGCUUACUUCGAGAUUCAAAGGAUAGAGAAUUAGUCCUACAGUCACAAUUGCUGCAAUACAAGGAAAACCCGAGAGUUUCAGAGCUUGAGAAGGAAAUUGAUGCAAAGAGGAUUGAGAUUGAGCGGCUAAAUUGCAGGGUUGGUUCUCUUGAAGUGGAAAAAGACAACCUUUUUGAACAGUUAGCCUCUCUGAAUUCUAUAUUGGAUGCCCGUGAGGAUAGCUCAAGGUUUGAAGGAUCUCAGAAUCUAGCAUCAUAUAGAAACUUGGAGAUGGAGGUCGUGGAAUUACGACGUCUAAAUAAGGAACUCCAGCUUCAAAAGAGAAAUCUAGCUCUAAGACUUUCUUCAACUGAAUCCCAACUUGCCGCCCUUGCAAAGGUCACCGAGAGUGAAAUAUUGGCAAAGGCUCAAGAAGAGGCAUCAGUAUUACGGCACACAAAUCAGAACCUCUGCAAACAAGUCGAGGGCCUUCAAAUGAGUAGAUUAACUGAGGUUGAGGAACUUGCAUACUUACGAUGGGUCAACUCAUGCUUGAGACAUGAGCUCUCCAACUCAGAGAAACUAUCAAGGCAGACUUUAGAUUUAGACGAAGAGCUUAGGAUAAAAUUUAAAGACACUGACAGAACUUUUGAGGUUAACAACGAAGCUUGCUGUAAAUGGCCUCAAGAUACUGAAGAUUGCCAACUUAUAGAUUGCCAAGCUGUUUUAAGUAAAGAGUGGAUAGUAGCUCAAGGAGGAAGCCUUCAACGCAGGCAUUCUAUCAGCGGAGCGAAGGGGUAUAUUGAAAACCUUGCUCUUAACAAAAGACGGCAAUCUGAUGGAUUUAUCUAUCCAAAGGAAAUGGAUAAUGGAACAAAUCAGGAUAACGAAAAAUUGGCUCCUAAUUAUGACCUUGAGGUUGUUCACACUCCUAGAUUAUUUGCGAGCAAAUUAGAACCGUGCAAGGUCAUUACUAUAGAUGUUGAGAAGCGUGCCCUUAGGAUUCCUAAUCCUCCUCCAAGGCCUUCAACGUCUAUUUCUAACCCUGUUAAAACAAAUGGCGCAGUUCCUCCACCACCACCUCCUCCUCCUCCUCCACCUCCCAAAUUCUCCACCAAAAGCUCGGGGGUAAUGCAAAGAGCACCACAGGUCGCAGAGCUAUACCAUUCACUUAUGAAACGUGAUUCAAGAAAGGAUUCUUCAGGUAGUGGGAUCUGUGAUGCUCCAAAUGUUGACAAUGUUCGCAGCAGCAUGAUUGGUGAAAUUGAAACCCGAUCUUCUCACUUGCUUGCUAUAAAAGCAGAUGUUGAGACUCAGGGUGAAUUUGUGAAGUCCCUGAUAAAGGAGGUGAACAAUGCGGCCUACCAAGACAUUGAAGAUGUAGUUGCAUUUGUGAAAUGGCUUGACGAUGAACUUUGCUUUCUUGUGGAUGAGAGGGCAGUGCUAAAGCACUUUGAUUGGCCCGAGAAGAAGGCUGAUACCUUACGAGAAGCAGCAUUUGGAUACCGUGAUAUGAAGAAACUGGAGGUUGAAAUUACAAAUUAUAAAGAUGAUCCUCGUCUCCCUUGUGAUGUUGCAUUAAAGAAGAUGGUAGCCUUGUCGGAAAAGAUGGAGCGUAGCGUUUAUAACCUUCAAAGAACGAGAGAUGUGAUGAUGCGACACUGCAAGGAGUUCCAAGUACCAACGGAUUGGAUGCUCGACACUGGAAUUAUUAGUAAGAUAAAAUUUGCCUCGGUGAAGUUAGCGAAGAGACAUAUGAAGAGAGUUGCAACUGAACUCCAAGUGAUGGGGGCAUCAAACAAGGACCCGGCUCUAGAGUAUAUGCUGCUUCAGGGAGUGAGAUUUGCUUUCAGAAUUCAUCAGUUUGCUGGAGGAUUUGAUUCCGAGACGAUGCAUGCAUUCGAGGAGCUGAGGAACCUUGCCCAUGUCAGAAAGAAGCUGUAAUUAAGAGGGGAAAUUAAAUAGCCGAAGUUGCUUACCUUCUCAUUAAGCAACCUGUAAACUCUGUGCAUUUUUUGUUUUAUUUUGGCGCUUGACUUUGUUGGAUGGAGUUCCAGAUGAACGGCUGUGUUUUUGUAUAUUUUGUAGCAAAAAUGCUGUACCUCAAAGAAGAGGAGGAGGAGAUUAAAGAAC